GGGCAGAUUCGGCGUCGAAGAAAGAGGAGGCCCGGGAAAGGGCGGCGGGUGCAUUGCAAGCCACAAGGUGGAGAAGCGAGUCACCGCUUGGCCAGCCCCCGGAUUGCCGCUGGGGCAAGUGUGCGAUCGAUCAGCCUUUUGCAAGCAACGGGGAAGGAGCGCGAGCUGGUUUUCUGCAGCCGUUUCUCCAGGAGCUACUACUACGUGCUCUCUUCGGCGGCAGCAGGAGCGAGAAGUGGAGAAGGAUAAGGGUGUCUUUCGACUCCCCAAGCGUGCAUGCCAGAUCUCUGCAACUUGACAUCGGAGCUUCUCUUUUGCCAUCUGGGAUUCCGCGCCUCCCUGAAGCCGUUGCACAGAAGAACGGAGGAGAAAGAGGAAGCACUUUUAGCAGCACUAACCCUGCCCUCUGUGGGGUUUGCAUUACAGGAACAUGCAGUGAUUUGCUGCUUUGCCUUUAGACCCAUCCCAACCGUCAGGGUGUGUGGUAUAUGGUGUGUGUGGGAGGGGGAGAUCUACUGUCUCUGUAAUAAAUGAUAGAGGAUACAAUGACUUUGCUCUCUUUGCUGGGUCGGAUCAUGCGUUACUUCUUACUGAGACCAGAGACGCUGUUCCUGCUAUGCAUCAGCCUGGCCCUAUGGAGCUACUUCUUCCAUACGGAUGAAGUGAAAACCAUAGUCAAGUCCAGCAGAGAUGCAGUGAAAAUGGUGAAGGGCAAGGUAGCUGAAAUUAUGCAAAAUGACCAACUUGGGGGUCUAGAUGUGCUGGAUGCAGAGUUUUCCAAGACCUGGGAGUUUAAGAACCACAAUGUGGCUGUUUAUUCCAUCCAAGGCCGGAGAGACCACAUGGAAGACAGGUUUGAAGUGAUCACGGAUCUGGUGAACAAGACUCAUCCAUCCAUAUUUGGGAUAUUUGAUGGACACGGUGGAGAGUCAGCAGCAGAAUAUGUGAAAUCCCGCUUACCAGAAGUCCUAAAGCAACAUCUUCAGGAUUAUGAGAAAGAUAAGGAGAACAGUGUACUAUCCUAUCAAACCAUCCUGGAGCAACAAAUUCUCUCAAUCGACCGAGAAAUGCUGGAAAAAUUGACUGUAUCCUACGAUGAGGCAGGAACAACAUGUUUGAUUGCUUUACUGUCCGAUAAAGAGCUCACAGUGGCCAACGUUGGAGAUUCAAGGGGGGUUUUGUGCGAUAAGGAUGGAAAUGCUAUUCCUUUGUCUCAUGAUCACAAGCCCUAUCAGCUGAAAGAAAGAAAGAGGAUUAAAAGAGCUGGUGGCUUCAUCAGUUUCAAUGGUUCCUGGCGUGUUCAGGGGAUCCUGGCCAUGUCUCGUUCUCUUGGGGAUUACCCAUUGAAAAAUCUGAAUGUUGUCAUCCCUGAUCCAGAUAUCUUGACCUUUGACCUGGACAAACUCCAGCCAGAGUUCAUGAUCUUAGCUUCUGAUGGGCUCUGGGAUGCAUUUAGUAAUGAGGAAGCGGUGCGGUUCAUCAGAGAACGAUUAGAUGAGCCACAUUUUGGAGCCAAGAGCAUAGUGCUCCAAUCUUUUUAUAGGGGAUGCCCUGACAACAUUACAGUCAUGGUGGUUAAGUUCAAAAGCAGCAAUAGAGCGGAAGACCAGUAAAAAAAGAGAAAGAAAAAAACGGGGGAGAAAGAGAAAUAAAAGUAAUACCACACUCUGCCUCUCACUUGGCAAACUUCUUUAUUUAACCUUUACACUUCAACACAGUAGACAGUGGUAGCAAGUAUAUUAGUAUUAAAAUUGUACAAUCCAAAAAUGAGAGUAGAAAAGGCAUUCUUUUUGGUAAAACACAGUAAACAAUAUCAACCAUUCAAUUUUAUUUUAUUUUAUUUUUAAAUGAAAAGGAUUUUGUACCUUUUAUUCUCUAGAUCAGGGCUAUCAGACUCCUAGCCUGCAGGCCGGGUGCAUCAUGCGCUGGCCACGUCCUGCCCGGUUUAGCGAAGAGAAAAAAAGUCCCGAUACUUCAUGGGAUGCCACCAUGACACCGCAAGUUUGAUACCCCUGCUCUAGAUCUCUAAUGGUCUCAGCUUAGAAAAAUCCUUCAGUUAUAAAGGCCCGUGACUCCUUCAAAGAUUCCAAAUGGCUGCAAUUCACUUUGUCUUCACAUAACAGCUUAGAAUUGUGUUUGGACUUGGGCAGCUGAGACACGAUAGGAACAGCUCACUGCUUGGAACCAGUUGAUAAAACUGACAUGGGAUUUGCCACCAGUGUGACUAUCCAUUCUCACAUCCUCUCAUUCAUACCGCUACAUCUGCUUAGUUAAACUGCAGAAAGAACAAAAAUGGGUAGCUAACAGUUUCAUAAGAAGGAGGUACCAAUGGGUCCAUAACAGAUAACUACUGUUCCUUUCCGUUGGUAUAUUUCCUGCUAUAUCAUUAGCAUUAAACAAUUAAGUUUUUCCACUGCUAUGUUUCUAAGGUUUGUGUGCAUGCCUUUGUUUCUUAAAAAAAAAACCCAAUUAGCAGCAGAUAUCUUUUAAGAUCCAUGCUCACUGAAAAAUAUCCCCUUUCUUAAUUUUUGUUUUUGAAUGAGCUGAAUUAAUUCUUUUUUCUAGUUUGGAACCAUAACUUGUGUAGUUCACACAUCAAAAACAGUUGUUAAGACCAUGAUAUAACAAUGUGUCUUUAAGCUUAGAAGAUUCUGAUAUAAGACAUUAGCAUUUCUAAACUUGUAUUUAAGGGAUAAAGCUAGCAUAUUAAUGAAUCAGCAAGCAAACUGAAAUAGGAACUUAGUGCCAAACUCUUGGAAAAUACAGGUAGAGUAUUAUUUUUCUUUUUUCAUUAGCAGUGAAGCUUCAUUCCAAAACAGAAGAUUGGCAAGCAAGUUUUACGUUUUAAAUAUUUAAUGAUGUAAAUCAUCAAAAGCCAACCCUAGUAGUAAGUGUUACCUGCAUAUAGCUUCAGUUUGAAAUCUGUGGAGUUUGGUAUGAGCUAACUGCUUAAUUCUAGUGUGCCUAUCAUCUGUGUGUGUCAUUACCAACUUUCUGCAGAUUGAUAGCUCCAGAUGUGUUGGGCUGCAGUUCCCAUAGUUCCGACAUCUGGCAAGUGAACAGUUGGGAACUAUUGGGAACUUUGGGUAACAAGGUAGACUUUGUUGUAAUCACUGAUGAUAUCUGACCUUGAACUAUUUGCUGCAUCAUUCUAAUUGUAACUUCUUUCUAUCAUGCAAAUAAGGAAGCAGGAUCAGGCAUUCUGAUUUACAGGCUAUAAUUUAGAAUCAAAACUAUGGAAAUGUGAGUCAAAUCCUCCAUUAGAUUGCUACAAAGAUGUUAGAGUAUAGCUUUUCUGUUCUAAUUAAGGUGCUCUAAUUAAUUGGACAUUGCCAGGAUUAAUAAUUUGUGAAGUGCUAUUUAAUCAUCGUAUUUCAUUCUCUAUUGGUAUAUAUAGAUUCUCCUGAACAAUUAACUCAAGCAGCAACAGGGAAGGUGCCAUAUAGUCCAUCUCUGAAGUAAUUGAGUAACUUGAAAAUAAUACAAUGGAUUAAGACAGGGGUGGACAACUGUGGCCCUUUUAUGGCUUGUAAAGCAUGGCUACUUCCAGAAUUCUGAGAGUUAAGGCCACAGGUCAUAGUGGGGCCAUAAUUGUCCACCCUUGGAUUAAGAUAUACCAAGUGUGCAUUAGUUACUUCUGAUGUCUUUAUUUCUUGCCUUUGUUAUGUCUUCUUAGAGAUAUUACUUAGAUUCUCAAAAUAUUGCUAGUUUUGAUUGAACGAUUACAUAUCAUCAAGUUGAUAAUGAUUCUUGCAGGCAACAUAGAUAGAUUUCCUCCAUGAUAUCUGCCCCUAACCUGGUCCUUCAGCUCUUCCACCGGGACACUCAUUGCUAGUUGCUGUUUAUCCUCUUCUUUUUCCUUCCGCGCUUCAAGCAUUAAAACCUUUUUAGAGAGCUAGGUGUUUGCACAAUGUCUAAAAUGGGUUUGUUAGUUUUAGCUUCAGUUUAUUUGGGUGAUGAAAGAAAAAUAAAAAGAUGCUUCCCCAGUCUUUAUGUUACAUUCUUGUACAAAAUUGAAGAGGCAUCUUUAAUUCAAAGAUCUAUUUUUUAAAAAUCAAAAAUAAAACUGUAAACUAAUGCACUAGAGUCAUUAAAUAUCGUUAUACUGCAAAAUUGAAAUACUGAAUCAAAAAGCUUCCAUUUUAAAUUUUUACCUAAUUAUUUACCUAAUUACAAAUAAAAAUAAUAAUCUUGUUUUACCUGGUGAAUAGGAGAUGCAUGUCCAAACUCUUACCUGGCUGUCAUCUGGGAACAGUUAAUUUAGGCACAGUAUUAGCUGCAGCUCUUUUGAGGGCCUUAGUUUCUCCCACCUCUUUGACAUUAUAACUGAGCCUUAGAGCCCCAAAUGAGAUUAUCGAAAACCUAUUCCUAAUACCUAUUUAUAUUCUUGAUCUGCACACCCCCACCCAUCACUAUUGAAAGCUAUCAAACAAUGUUGAUUUUUCAUCAGAUCCAUCACUUUUGUGAUAGGUACUGAUAUUUUACAUGUGUUAAAGUAGCACUAGAAGGAUUGGGGGACAUUGCUAUAACUAGACAUCUUGGAAAUAUGUUAGACCUGUUAAUA
Pseudonaja textilis is the source of this 4564-nucleotide messenger RNA. It is a transcript of the gene PPM1L, whose product is annotated as protein phosphatase, Mg2+/Mn2+ dependent 1L. Gene Ontology annotation, biological process: protein dephosphorylation. Gene Ontology annotation, molecular function: protein serine/threonine phosphatase activity; cation binding. The record is from RefSeq and is a predicted model, not a curated record. NCBI's taxonomy places the organism in Eukaryota, Metazoa, Chordata, Lepidosauria, Squamata, Elapidae.